Molecule: messenger RNA, 6002 nt
Organism: Oncorhynchus masou masou (cherry salmon)
Lineage: Eukaryota; Metazoa; Chordata; Actinopteri; Salmoniformes; Salmonidae
Product: charged multivesicular body protein 1a
Exons: 7
Coding region: 132-731 (199 amino acids)
Biological process (GO): late endosome to vacuole transport; endosome transport via multivesicular body sorting pathway; protein transport
Cellular component (GO): multivesicular body; ESCRT III complex
Source: RefSeq, a predicted model, not a curated record
GGUGUGGCUUUGGCUAACCUCGUUUGGGGAAAGAAAGACUCAUCACAAAAACAGAAUAUUUAAAACAUUAAGGAAAUUAGCUCGUUGUCAAACUAAAACACAUGUUUUGGAUCAAGUGAAGGCACGCUGAUAUGGAUGACACACUCUUCCAACUGAAGUUUACAGCAAAACAGCUCGAAAAACUUGCCAAAAAGGCAGAGAAAGAUUCAAAAUCUGAGCAAGCCAAAGUUAAAAAGGCUCUUCAGCAGAAGAAUGUGGAAGUUGCCAGAGUAUAUGCAGAGAAUGCCAUCCGUAAGAAGAACGAGGGCCUUAAUUGUCUGCGCAUGGCAUCCCGUGUUGAUGCUGUUGCCUCCAAGGUCCAGACUGCUGUCACUAUGAAAGCGGUCACAAAGAAUAUGACGCAGGUCACCAAGGCACUGGACAAAGCGCUGGGUUCCAUGGACCUGCAGAAGGUGUCUGCUGUUAUGGACAAGUUUGAGACGCAGGUCCAGAACCUGGAUGUUCACACCUCGGUGAUGGAGGACUCUAUGAGCUCGGCCACCACACUGACCACGCCCCAGGACCAGGUGGAUGACCUCAUCGUCCAGAUAGCAGAAGAGAGUGGUCUGGAGGUGAUGGACCAGCUCAGCCAGCUGCCUGCAGGAGCCACCUCAUUGGGAGAGAGCUCCUCACGCUCACAGCAGGAGAAGGAGGACCAGCUUUCUCGCAGGUUGGCUGCUUUGCGGAACUGAACAUCUCUCAACUAUUCGCGAGACAGGAGGAGGCUUGACAACCGCUUGGAAACAAACAGCUGGGAGCUGUGUGAUUCUAUCAAACUGUUCAUACCGUGAGGACCUAAUGAGCCUAUUGAUUUCCAUCCUCACAUCUAUUUAUAUACACACUCACACUGUGGUGCUGAAAAUACCACCUGAGAAGGCAUGGGUCUCUCUCUUCCUCUCUCUCUUCCCCCCCCGUCUCUGUCUUUUUCUGUUGCACAUCUUUUUUCCACCUUUCAUUUUCCUUUUCCCAUAUCAGUCUUUCCAUCUCUCACUCAUUGUCUUAUAUUAAUUAGGGAUCCCUCAAAUCAAAAUCAAGUGUUAUUUGUCACAUCGUAAAACAGCGGGUGUAGACCAACAGUGAAAUGCUUACUUACGGGCCCUUCCCAACAAUGCAGAGAGAAAAAAUAUCCCCCUUGGUUAGUUGUACUUGUGAAUUUCAGUACAUGACAUAUUUGGUGAUUUUAUAAUUGAAUUGAGGGUUUUCCUGAGAACAUGAAGAGUUUUGCAAAAUGUCCAAAUAGUAUAUUGGAAAAGGGUGUUUUAAAACACACAUUUGUGUAAUAUAUUGAAGCUUGGACCCCCAAAAGUUAUUUAUCUGGAUUGUACCUAUCAGAUAGAAUGAAUAGAACGGACAAAUCAUUGACUUGAAUGGAGAAUAUUAUUUAGUGCUCCGAUGUUUCCCAGUUUGCACUCUGUUUAGCACUAAACCACAGUCAUCUCUUGACACACUGUAUUGACAACACUAACAAACAAAAUUAAGACACACUAUUGUCUACUGCUUUCUCCUAACUCGUAAAAGAAAUAAUCAUCUGACAUAAUGUCAUUAUUUCUAUAUAGAGGGAGGACAAUUCUCAGUCAUAUUUUUUGUUUUCCUGAUUAUUUCUGUUAAAAUAUAUUACUAAUUCAUGCCUAUGUUAUUUUACUUUGAAUAUGUGUGCGUUAUUGGGAUGCAGGGGUAUGCAUAGGUCUUCUUCUCAGUGCCUGGAUGUAUGUAGUUAGACAUAGUGAUUGAUCCUAUGUAAGGUUUUAAUAUUCAGGUUUUGGGACUAUAAAGUUCUAUCUGCCAAAAGAAUAUUCUGAGAUAAUUUGCUUUAAAGUUCUGAACCCUCUUUGGUUUGAAGUGUGUUAGCAAUUUUUUUAUCUUUAAUUCUUUUGAAUUUAAAAACAUGAAUUGUGGUAUUUAGAGUAGAGAACAUUGAACCGAACAAGGUUAUGUCAAUAACAUUUUGACAAGUGCAGAUAGAACCUUAUAGUCCUGAACUCUUGAUUUAUGUUGCCAUAUAACAAGGAUGCCCCCUUUCUGUCCACAUCACAUACAAACCAGAGAUUUGGCUUCUGUAGCUAAGACAUUUUGGGAAUACAUUCAUUUAUUUUAUUUUACAUGGGAAUAGUUAUUAAUACUCAAAGUUAUGCAAGUUUUGCAGUAUUUUGGUAUAUUUAGCCAUCUGAUAUGAACAUUUUGUUAUUUCAACACUCAGGAAAUGACAGCAGCAUAUGGCACCACAAGCAAACUGAUAGACUUCUGGAUUAUCCUAUGGUUGCAGCAUUUGUAACCAGGAAACCAUGUAACCAAGACAUGAGUUCAACCAUCAGACUGUGGGUGCUGUUUCAACACAUCCUCAAAUGCAUGUUUUACUUUUUGCCAAAAUAAGCUCACAUACUGAAGAGUUCAUGAUGUUAAAAAAUGAUCUGUGAUGCUGUGAACAUUUCUCUUUAGUGCUGCUUCACGCAAUUAUGUUGCUUCCUUUUCUGUGGGGAGGGAUGGUCAUUAUUAUUAGCCUUUCAGAUUAUAUUACAUGCUUGCCGUCAGUAAAGAUUGAUUAUGUUAUGCAUUCAUCUGGUGUAAACAGGUCAUGUAGGUAACUGUUUAUGUCAGAGAGACAGACUUAUACUGUACAUGCCUACUGUGCAGCUUCAAAGUAAACCUAAUUUCUCCCCAUGGUCAUACUGAAACAAGGGUCUAAAUGGUCUACAAUGGCUUCAGAAAGUAUUCAUACCCCUUGACUUAUUCCACACUUUAUGUUACAGCCUGAAUCCACUCAGGAACAUUCAAUGUCGUCUUGGUAAGCAACUACGGUGUAUAUUUGGCCUUCUGUUUUAAGUUAUUGUCCUGCUAAAAGGUGAAUUUGUCUCCCAGUGUCUGUUGGAAAGCAGACUGAACCAGGUUUUCCUCUAGGAUUUUGCCUGUGCUUAGCUCUCCUGUUUCAUUUUAGUCCUUGCCAAUGACAAGCAUACCCAUAACAUGAUGCAGCCACCACCAUGCUUGAAAAUAGGAAGAGUGGUACUCAGUGAUGUGUUGGAUUUGCCCCAAACAUAACACUUUUUAUUCGGGACAUAAAGUUAAUUUCUUUGUCACAUUUUUUUUCUUCCAGUUUUACAUUAGUGCCUUUAUAGCAAACAGGAUGCAUGUUUUGGAAUAUUUGUAUUCUGUACAGGCUUCCUUCUUUUCACUUUAUCAAUUUGGUAAGUAUUGUGGAGUAACUACAAUGUUGUUGAUCCAUCCUCAGUUUUCUCCUAUCACAGCCAUUAAACUAACUGUUUUAAACAAGUCACAUUGGCCUCAUGGUGAAAUCCCUGAGUGGUUUCCUUCCUCUCCGGCAACUGAGUUAGGAAGGAUGCCUAUUUUUGUAGUGAUAUACCAUGUAAAGUGUAAUUAAUAACUUCACCAUGCUCUAAGAGAAAUUUGAUAUCUGCUUAUUUUUUAUAUUGACCCAUUCACCAAUAGGUGCCCUUCUUUAUGAGGCAUUUGAAAAUCUCCCUGGUCUUUGAGGUUGAAUCUGUUUGAAAUUCAUUGCUCGACUCAGGAACAUUACCGAUAAUUAUAUGUGUGGAGUACAGAGAUGAGGUGGUCAUUCAAAAAUCAUGUUAAACAUUUAUUAUUGCAAACAGAGUGAGUCCCUGCAACUUCCUAUGUGACUUGUUAAGCACAUUUUUACCCCUGAACUUAUUUAGGCUUGCCAUAACAAAGGGUCUGAAUACUUAUUGACUCAAGACAUUUCAGCUUUUCAUUUGUAAUUAAAUUGUAAACAUUUCUAAAAACAUAAUUAUACUUUUGACAUGGGCUAUUGUGUGUAGGCCAAUGACAAAUCUAAAUUGAAUCCGUUUUAAAUUCAGGCUGUAAAACAAAAUGUGGAAAAAAAUAAAGGGUGUGAUUACUUUCUGAAGGCACUAGGUGUGUAUGGAAUCUUAAGAGGCUUUUUUCCUGUGUCUUUUGUGAGGUAUAUUAUCUGCCCUGUGGCUCUUAACAACUAUCACUCUGCGAAAUGUCUGGAGAGCUCUCCAGUUCAGCAGGUUGUUGGCUUAAAUGCUUUCACAGAAAACCAGACCUCUCCCUUUUUUCUUGAAACCUCUGAGUCAUGAGUCAAAGUAGGCCACAUACUGCACAAUAGAUAACUGCACUCUUUUAUCAAUACUAUGAAAGUAGCUACACUCACUAUCCAUGAUCGAUUGAAUAGCUUUCUCAGAAAAAAUGCUGACUGGACUCACUUAACCUAUUGAAAAGUCAAGUAAGACACUUCAUGCUAUGAAUCCAUUAAUCUUAUGUGAUGUGCCCUUGCUGUUCAGAGAGCACAGGGGGUUCCCUUACAUCAUACGAAUGGUGGUAUCAAAUUUCACAAUUGCAUUUGUUGUGUACGAACGUCUUAGCAGCGACCUGGAACUGGAUACCUUGUAAUGUGUGUGUUCAUGGUCACUCUGUUUUUGCUCAGUGAUCAAAUAUGCAGCGGUCCAAAGAUCAAGAGAAUUUGAUAGUGAAACAUGUUCCUGUAGUGGCUCAUCAAGCUUCCGUUGCAGCAUGGUCUCAUAGACUUGACAAGUUUCUCCAUAGAUAAAACCAUAAAGGUUACAAAAUCUCAAGUUGCCUACUACAUUCAACCUAGAUUUUCUAUAGCACACAGAGGAUGUGUUAUUCAAGAGCUUACCAGACAUCAAAUAUCUGGUACUAGAAAAGACUAGCUUGAACACCUUAAAUCCACCCUUCUGCUCGACAAACAUACCAGGUGCUCCCCCUCUCACACACUAUGCUGAACAAAAAUAUAAACGCAACAUGUACAUUUUUAGUGUCAUGUUUUAUGAGCUGAAAUAAAAGAUCCCAGAAAUGUUCCAUAUGCAGAAGAAGCUUAUUUCUCUGAAAUUUUGUGCACACAUUCUUUUACAUCCCUGUUAGUGAGCAUUUAUCCUUUGCCAAGAAAAUUCAUCCACCUGACAGAUUAAACAGCAUGAUCAUUACACAGGUGCACCUUGUGCUGGGAACAAUAAAAGGCCACUCUAAAAUGUGCAGUUUUGUCACACAAGAGUGCCACAGAUGUCUAACAUUUUGAGGAAGUGUGCAAUUGGCAUACCAACUGCAGGAAUGACAACCAGAGCUGUUGCCAGAUAAUUGAAUGUUAAUGUCUCAACUGUAAGCCGCCUCUAACAUUGUUUUAGAGAAUUUGGAAGUACGUCUAACCGGCCUCAUAACCGCAGACCACGUGUAUGGCGUUGUGGGGUUGAGCAGUUUGAUGAUGUGAACAGAGUGUCCCAUGGUGUGCACCAUGGUGGUGGAGUUAUGGUAUGAGCAGGCAUAAGCUACGGACAACGAACACAAUUGCAUUUGUUGAUGGCAAUUUGAAUGCAUAGAGAUACCGUGACGAGAUCCUGAGGCCCAUUGUCAUGCCAUUCAUCCGCCGCCAUCAUGAUAAUGCAUGGCCCCAUGUCGCAAGAAUCUACACAAUUCCCUGGAAGCUGAAAAUGUCCCAGUUCUGGAUUGCAUACUCACCAGAGCAUUGAGCAUGUUUGGGAUGCUCUGGAAGGAUGCAUACGACAGCGUGUGGUCACGCUAGAUACUGACUGGUUUUCUGAUCCACACCCCUACUUUUUUUAAAAGGUAUCUGGGAACAACAGAUACAUAUUAGUAUUUUCAGUCAUAUAAAAUCCAUAGAUUAGGGCCUAAUCAAUAUAUGUCAAUUGACUGAUUUCUUUAUGCGAACUGUAACUCAGUAAAAUAUUUGAAAUUGUUGCGUAUUUUUGUUCAGUAUAAGAAAACAAGCCUCCUUGCCCUGCUUAAAUGCAUUAUUUAUUGCAUAAAUCGUGUGUGUGAUGCCACCCUUACAAAAAAGAUUGCAGUAAUUUUGAAGUCUAACUACAAUUACUGCUUCCAUAAUACCACAAUUGGCUAGUUACUGCACUUUAACUGCAGUUUCAAACCUGCAAUCUUUUUUUGUAAGGGCAGAAUAACUAAAUAAAGGAAAAUAUCUCCAGCCACAA